Molecule: messenger RNA, 2271 nt
Organism: Hemicordylus capensis (graceful crag lizard)
Lineage: Eukaryota; Metazoa; Chordata; Lepidosauria; Squamata; Cordylidae
Product: RLA class II histocompatibility antigen, DP alpha-1 chain-like
Exons: 4
Coding region: 1-579 (192 amino acids)
Biological process (GO): peptide antigen assembly with MHC class II protein complex; immune response; positive regulation of T cell activation
Cellular component (GO): MHC class II protein complex; membrane
Molecular function (GO): MHC class II protein complex binding
Source: RefSeq, a predicted model, not a curated record
AUGGAUGAAAUAAUUUGUGGAGAUGUUUGUGGAGCUGGACUUCUUCCAGGAGAGUUCUUCCACGUGGACUGGGACAAGAGGCAGAACGUCUGGAGGCUGCCCAACAUCCCCAACUACUUUGGCUUUGACGCGCAGGGCGCUGUGGGCAACAUGGACAUCAUGAAGAACAACAUGGAGGUCCUGAUCAAGCGCAGCAACCGCAGCCAGACCCCCAACGCUCCUCCUACAGCAACCGUGUUCCCCAAAAACCCUGUGGAAAUGGGGGACCCCAACGUGCUCAUCUGCUUCAUGGACCAGUUCUUCCCCCCAGUGCUGAACAUCACCUGGCUGAAGAACGGAGAGGAGGUUUCCCAGGGCGUGACAGACACAGACUUCUUCCCCAGUGCGGACAACGCCUUCCGCAAGUUCUCCUACCUGGCCUUUGUCCCGCAGCAUGGAGAUGUCUACAUCUGCCAGACUCCAAGGAGCCGACGCUCAUCCCAGAGACGAAGGAGAAUAUGGUGUGUGGCCUGGGCUUGGCCAUGGGCAUCCUGGGCAUCAUCGGUGGCACCGUCCUUUUCAUCAAGACCAGGAGGAUGAACAGCAUCAACCAGCGCAGGGGCCCCCUGUGAGUCCAUUGCUCAGAAGAAGGAAGGCCUCCCCUGCCCAAAAGGCUUUGCCUGGCGGUGGAGGGAUUAGCAGGGCAGAAGGUCUCAGAUCCCAUUUCUCAGAACUGGCACUUAAGUUCUUUGGGUCACAUUUCUGCCCCUUAUCGAAGGCCACUGAGGGCCACUCACAUAUCCAAAAAAUUUCAGCAAACAAGGAGCUGAGCCCAAUCCUGCUUCUUUGUCUCAUAUACUGAAAGGACACAGUCAUAGUUCAAUGUUUUUGCAUGUCAAGCAUUGCAUAUGUUUUCAUCUGCACACAUUAAAUACCCAUACAUUGCUCUAAUCUGUCUAUAGGGACCCUUGGGAGUGGGAUUGUAUGUGCUUGGAUGGGGAGGGGCUAAAUCCAGGUCCUUGACUCCCCUCCCAAAGAGCUGACUAUUAUUAUCACCCAAACCCUGGGCAAGGCACGGAUCAUGCCCACCACAGCAGCUGCUGGAUACAGACAGGAAUCACCUGCCCAGUCUAAAUUCUGCCCCAAGACAGCCAAACAGAGUGCCAAGGAGACCCAGAUCUUCCUUCCAGAAUAAACACAGCAAAAGAGGAAAUUUUUUGUAUCUUGCACGUUUUAUAUUUCUUCAAGGAGACUGGAUUUUUCACAAGUGACAUGAAAUGAAGAUGGGAUUUUUUGUUUAAUAGGAAAGGAGGUGGGGCCCAGGAAUGAAGGAGGGUACGGACUCCUUUUUGAUUACAAUAUCCAGAAGCUAGAUUUUAGAAAGGAUUAUGUUUUAUUCCCAGGACACCCUUAUUUCUCCCUAGCAAAAUUGCAGAUGUGCAGACAAGACAGCUCCCAGCUCACCAUCCCUCAUGUUCCCUUUCAGAUAAUGGAGGAGCAGCCAAACCAGCUCCUUCCCCCGACAGCCCCUCUGCAAGUCCCAGAACUGCGUCUCUCACUCCAUCCCUGGUCAAGGCUUUGCUUAACCAACCUGGUCCUCGAUGUAGGUCCUGGUCUGCUCCUUUCCAUACCAGGGGCCUUUGCACUGCUGAUUCGUGGCUCUUCUGCUCUUAGAUGGAAGGGGAAUUAAGACGCCGGUUCACUAGGCACAUCCUUUAGUGUUAUUGACAUGGAUUUUAAGAAUAAAACCAUCCUUCUUGGCUUAUUCCAUUAGAUUCAAAUCUGGCCUAGGAAAUGGUGACCUUCUGUCUAUCACCUUUUCAGCUGAAACUUGUAUUUUACAGGAUAUUUUUAAGAUGUAGUUAGCUAACUCAUGUUCUCUGCUCCUCAAACAGAGAUUAGAGAAGGGAUUUUAUAUCUACAUGAAAGGGGUUAAUUAUGUCUCUGAGUUAGAGUAACAACAGAUCAAAGAAGCAGCAGCAAAAAGCUGAAUGGGAGAAGAGGUUUUCUAUUGAGAGAGAAGCGCGACGCUGACAUGUUUCUAAGUUAUGGUUUCUAUAUAGUCAUGAGGAAUCUUAUGAUAUCAGAGUUUGACUCCCAGAUCCAGAACCAGGUUGCUUAUUAGCACAUCACCUGAUUCUCUUUUGCUGUUCGUAAGUUUGUAAAUGCUACUUGAAAUCAUCUUUCAUUUAAAGCUCUUUGUAAUCAGUGCUAUGCUUUUGUUUUUGUCUAUGAUUAAGUCUGUAUAUGCUGUACUAAAAGCUUUAUAAAUAAACUAGCAUUUUAAUAUAA